This is a messenger RNA of Menidia menidia (Atlantic silverside), 3634 nucleotides long. The record is from the annotation of a GenBank genome assembly. Lineage: Eukaryota; Metazoa; Chordata; Actinopteri; Atheriniformes; Atherinopsidae.
CGUACCUGCCGGCGGUAGGGGCGGUGACACCUGACUCCUCAGGUUCCUGUUUAGCCCCGCCCCCCAGUGCCAGCCUAGUUGACCCACCUGCACGCGGGGCAGCAGAGCGAGACGGACCUGUAAUCCAGAGACGGUAUCUGACACGUGAAAUGAGGACAACGACGAAGCCCUGACGUCUUUCUGCCCGGUCGACCAUGGCCGAGGGGUUUUUAAAGUCGUCGCUGCCCUCGCAGGGCCCCGGGGUGCCCGGCGACACCAGCCUGGCUCUGGAGCAGACCGCGGAGUGCGGGGCGGGAGCGGAGGCCGGCCACCGGAGCCUCCGCGUUCAGCGUCAAGUUCAGCUCACGCUGUCACGGAAGUCCCAGAAGGCUCCCUCGAAUGGUGGAGUCCAUUUAAAACCAGAAAAGAGCUUGGAUGAUAGCUUCUUAUCAAACACAAAGCUCAAUGGAUCGGAUUUCUCCAGCCGCUCCCUCACUGGCCAUGUUCCGAGACUGUCAAGGAGGUUCCAAGUGUCCACCCCACAAAACUCAGUGUUCUCUCGCAGUCAUUUGGAUCAGAGUGUGUAUCUCAGUGGGACGCACACCCACCCACAACGUGGCCAUUUGCACACAGCAGGAACUCUGCAAGACCACUCGCGUCUAGCGGUUUCAUUUAGGACCCCCACCAUCAGAGUGGUUCCUUCUGAAAGGCGGAAGCAGGCGUCCCGCUCUGCAGAUGCAACCUUCAGGCGCAGUCAGUCGCUCAGAGCGAUGCAGCCCGCGUCAGCGGCAGCAGCCUUUCCCCAAAAUGGCCCCACUUCGCGCAACCAGCAAACUGUUUUAGACCCGAAUAAACGCUUUGUGCGGAGACGCAAUAACAAGGUGUUUGAAUACACCCAAACUUGUUCAGCUCCCUCCUGGCCGGCUCUGGUCAACAGGGAAGCGCAGAAGUCUCUGACCCUGAAAUCAUACCCAGCCUCUAGUAGCAGUGCGGAGGUGAAGAUCAGGAGCCAGGUGAAGGCAGAACUCCCCGUUGGGCAGGCACAGAAUGUCGCAGUACUUCCACAGAUGACCAUGGAGGAGGCGGUGGACCUUCUGAAGCAGGAUAAUGAAGAAACCCUGAUCCUUGCGCUCAAUUACAUACAAAGACAGUGUUUCCAGAGUUAUGAGGCCAGAGAGAAGGUGUUUUCUCUUCAUGCAAUUGAAAUACUCCUUUAUGUCCUUAACAAUGAGAGUGAGGAUGUGCAGCGAAUGGCUGCCGGGGCCCUGCGCAACGUCGUUUACCAGAACCACGAUAAUAAGAUGGAGGUGGAAAGCAAAGACGGUCUUUCCAUUAUAUCAACUGCACUGGUAAAAAGUUACGACAAGGACACAGGACGCCAGCUUACAGGUCUAUUGUGGAACCUCUCCGCCAAUGACAUUUUGAAGGAGCGCUUCAAACCAGACGUCAUAGAUGCGCUCACCAAGUCGGUGCUGGUGCCCACCUCCGGCAUGUCAGAGGGCGAAAACCCAAAGGACAAGCUCCGCGCUGAUGAUGAUGCCUUCUAUCACGCUACAGGCUGCCUGCGAAAUUUGAGCUCUGCUGGUCCCAACAUCAGGCAAAUGAUCAGGAACUGUGAGAAUCUCAUUGACUCCCUGGUUUACUACGUUCAGGGAACUGUUGCCAGCUCAAAGGCAGACGACAGGUCCACAGAGAACUGUGUCUGCAUUCUGCACAACAUGACUUUUCAGGUUGAGGAAGACUAUCUACGUCAAUACAUCCAACAGCACACAGUCUCUAACCAAAACCUGGCUUCCGAAUCAACGUCUGUCGGCUGUUUUCCUUAUCGCAGUGCCAAGAUCUCAAAGGAUCUGAAGCAUGAGCACCACCAGCUGGAGAAUAAGUCCUCCCCUAAAGGCGUGGAGUGGCUGUGGAGCCCCAUCAGCGUCAGGAUGUUUCUGUCUGUGAUGGCCUGCAGCAAGAUCCUGGACACGAGGCUGGCCGCCAUCGGGGCGCUGCAGAACAUCACAGCCGGACAGCAGGCGAUGAGCAAAGCCAUGGCCAUGGCCAUUGUCAAGCAGGAAAAGGGACUCGAGCUUGUUAAGGAAAUUUUGAUGGGGGGGGUGGACCAAGAGGUGGCAACAACCAUACGUCUAAUAAGGAACCUAUCUAACCACCAAGAAACAUACCAUGCCAUCGGGGAUAUUUUGUUGCCAAAAGUGGUGGAAAUGCUGCCCAUUGACAAUGAGAAUACACUGUUCAGUGAGGCGACAUCUUUCUUUUACAUCCUGCUCAACCUGAUCCAGAGGGACAAACAGUACAUCAAACCCCUCAUCAGCAACAAUAGUCUGACAGAAAUCAUCCGAUUUGCUAAUCUAUACGAAGGUUGUGGGAGAAUCAAUGCGGGUCAGGUAGCCUGUGUUCUGCUGCACAAAAUGUGGGAUUACACUGAUUUCCAUGAAACCUUCAGGACGAAAAACACCAAAAAAUCUGAUUUUAUCAAUCCAACGACAGCAAAGGCAGUAAAAGAGUUCUACGAUAAAAAUAGACGCUACAAAAAACAUUAAAAAAAAGAAAUGGAAGCAGUCUGUUUCAGACACAUUGUCAUGCAAAGCUUGUUGUAUAUUGGGGCUUGAUCAAGAGCGCAUAGAGUCUUGAAGUCUUGAUUUUUAUUCACUUAACUGUACAACUUCCAACACAUUAAUGGCUUAUCCUUAAAUUCAGAGAUGAUGCAGUCAGUCAGAAGCUUAAACACACACUGUCAUGGAAGGCUUUGUCAGCAUUUUCUACAUCCAGCAGCUUAUAUGUUGCCAGUUUGGUAAACUUUGAACAUUAAAAACGGACUUGUUGAAGGACCCCCUCUGUGGAGUCCUGACGUGCCAAUGAAUUAGUCUUCCUGCUCUGGAUAAACAAUAAUGUAUUGACAGUUUUUUUUCCUUCUCUUUUAUAAUAUCAACCACAAAACAUUGAGAAUUACACUUUUAUUCUUCUUCUUCAAUCAGCGCUUUUGUCUCUGCUUAAUGACACAAGACCCAUUCAGAUUACCUUACCUGAGUGGAAGGAGUAAUGAAAACAGAGAUAUUUCAUGUGGCCUUUACAGUACUUUUGUUAUUGUUUCUGAAGUCAAAUACAUCUGUCCACUGUCAUAUGGUCUCAUGGUCCAAGAAACUGACAGUUGAACAUAGAAAUUCUGAAAAGCUUGAAGUCACUGUAGCAAUGAUAACAUAUUCAGUUUGAAGUGAUUCCGAUUUGCGUUGUACUUUUCACACAGUCUGGUGGCAGCUCCACAGCUGAUGACCUUCCAGAGUAAAGACACUGGAGCAAGUUCGAGAAGUAUUUAUUAUUUGAGGUACCAAAUAAGGUGGCAGAUAAACGUAUGUGAUAAAGCAUUUUAAGCAAGCAUUUUGAUCUUUAUUUAUUUCAGGAUGUCAGCAGCUAAGUUGCAAGUUGGUACAUCUGUUUCUGUGAAUUCAUUUUAACCUAAGAAAAACUUGGCUUUGUUAUCAAACUCGUGAUUAAAGUUUACAGUAAUGGAUUCAUCGACAACUAUGUUUAAACUUUGAAAAGAUCCUUCUUUAAUAGUCUAUACUUGCAGUGUGUAAAUUCAGAUUAAGAUGACACUGAUAGUCAUCCCCAUCAUUUGUAAAUAAAGUGGUAAUAAAAUCAAAUGGUCCCA